AAGCAAACGACAAUAAGAAACAAGACAAAGACAUAACACCGCAUUGAGUGUUAAAGCAAAAUUCAGUGGCAUCAUUUUAUGAAUAGUAGUGAAAGCGAUAAAAAAAAUAUGUCCUAGCUAACCACUCUACCUCGAAACCGAUCACAUAUGAUGAUGAUCAAGUAUCGGUCAGUCGCAAUUCGGCGUUCAACGUGAAAACUAGUUUCAAUUCUUAUUUCGAUCGCGUCAAUCGAAUCGAUAUACAGUCAAGUAGUCAAGUUGUUGCAAAAUUUAAUGCUGGAAUUGCGUUUGAUUUUUGUGAAACAUUCAGUUUUAAUUCAACUUUGCAUUUUCGAGCAAAAGUUUUGAAAAAAGUUCGAGUUAUAUAUAAUUCACAAGGUCAAUUUUGAAGUGUUAAUUAUUAACGAACGACAUUCGUACUGCAAAUUCUGCACGUCUUCUGCACAAAACGACGAUCACAAAAGCCAAUAAGUCCGACAGAAUGUAUCACAGUAUCUGAACGAAACUUCGCAAUAGAAAAUCGAAACAAGUUUUUGAUUAAACACUGUCUGUGCCUAUAUUCAAACCUGCCUGAAAAUGUCGAUACCAAUUAGUUCCUAGAGAUUGAAUUCGUUGCUUGCGUUGGCGAUAUGCAGAAUUGACACUGAUAGACGACAAGCGGUUGAUAGAAAACGAACUUUGUGACAUUUAGCUAAUUAUAUAGUAAUAUUUAAGUUUCAAUGGCCGAAACCAAUUGGAAUAUCUUAGCGAUAGCAUUGAUUCUAUCAAUAUGUACCGUAUGGCCAGCAGUGGGCAAGGGUUUUGAUGCCAAUGGCGAGAAGGAUAAUGGAAAAAUACGUGUAUGUUUCGUGGAAGCGCGUGGCACUUAUAAAAAAGCAACGAAAAAUUGCCCCAUUCUAGCAGCAAAGUCGAACAUCGAAUGCGUCAUUGGAACGGAUCGAAUGGAUUGUAUGCGUCGCAUUAACAAAGGAACUGCACAUUUUGGUGUAUUUUCGCCCGAAGAUUUGAUAGCUGCCAAAUGGGCUGGAUCGGAUGUGCUCAUUACGAGUGAAUUACGUUUCAAUGACGAUCCAUUUCAGUUUGAAGUCGUGGCAGUUGUGGCGAACGAUGCGCAUAUAAAUACCAUCCACGAUUUGCGCGGUGCUCGUUUUUGUCAUCCAGGCCAUGGCUUGAAUCGUCAUUGGACUGAAGUUAUGGCAAAUUAUCUUGAAUCGACUAUGGUGGCGCGUGAAUGUGAAGAAGAUCUGUCUCCACUCGAAUCAAAGAUUAAAGCAUCAUCGCGAUUCUUUGGGCCGUCAUGCAAGCCAGGUCCAUGGGUGCCAGAUCCACUUCAAGAUGCAGUUUUGAAAAAACGUUAUCCAUCGUUGUGUGAUGCCUGUUAUAAUCCGGGCACAUGUAGCAAAUCCGAUAAAUAUUGGGGAAGAAUUGGACCGUUGAAUUGUUUAACGAGUGGCGAUGGGCAAGUGGCAUGGGUUCGAUUGGAUGAUGUUCGGAUGCAUUUUGGUAUGACGGGUUUAACUGCCGAAGCCGAUCCAAGUUUAUACAGUUAUUUGUGUCUCGAUGGUCAUUUGCAGCCGCUAACCAAUCCAACACCGUGCGUAUGGACGGCUGAGCCGUGGCCCGCCGUUGCAGCCAAACGAGAAUAUGCACCAAUCGUACAAUUACUGCUAGAGCAUCUCGAUCAUAACGACGAAACCAGUUGGCAAAAUGCGCUGCUCAACAUUUUAGAGACAUAUCAUGUGAAUAUUAAACAAUUAGACAACACGAUUCCCAUAUCGGACUAUCUGGAUCAGGCGGUGGGUUUUACGAGUGCAUACAGUUUUCCAUCGUGUAAUCCGCCGCGAGCAAUCGUCUAUUGUACAACUUCGUUGUUAGAGCACUCGAAAUGUUCGUGGUUGCAAGAGGUGGCCAAUGUUUAUGGCAUCGAACCGAGUUUGCAAUGCAUUCGUGAAAUGAGUUUGGAUCGUUGCAUGGAAAAUGUUGAGCAUCGUGCAUCGGAUGUCGUAUUUGUUGGCGAAAGUGAACGCAUACGCGCCGAACGAUUGCACCAUUUGAAGCCGAUUUUGUAUGAAUUUGCCAAGCAGAAAAUCGAUCGUUACACCGUGGUGGCGGUGGUUAAAAUUAAUUCGGAAAUUUACAAUUUCAGCGACUUAAACAAUAAGCGAGCUUGUUUCCCGAGCUUCGAAGGAUCGGCGUACUUUUCCGUGUUGGAAACAAUUCGGCAUAUGCGCGGUGUUACCAAGGAAGAUAACGAAUCAUAUUCGCCGAACGAAUUAAGUGAUUUCUUUUCAGAGAAUUCAUGUACAUGGGCACCGAACUCAUCGCAAUGCAAAGCCGAGUAUAUGGGUGACGAAGGCGCUCUCAGAUGUCUAACCGACAAUCGAGGCGAUGUAGCUUUCGUUGAUAUGGCCAUUUUUCAACAAUAUAUUGGAUUGACAGCUGCCGUCAAUGGCACAAAACAAUCAAUCAACACGACGCUUGACUACAAAUUGAUUUGUCCGUUCGGAAGGAAUGCAAAACCAGACGAAUACUGUUAUCUACACUGGGCCAGCCGUGGCUACAUAAUGAUCAGUAAUCAAACAAAAACUUUGCGACAAAACGAAAUUUAUAAUACGCUACGUGAUAUGGAUCGAUUGUUUGGCAAAUACUACGAGAGCCACAUAUUACCAUUCUCCAUGUAUGGACCAUUCGAUCGAAAAAAUGAUGUAAUGUUCCACGACCGGACCGAAGCGCUACGAAGCAUUGUUGAAAUGGAAAAAGACCGAACGCCACGUUUUCUCGACGAAACCAUUCGUCAAUACAUGACCGUCGACCAACAGCGAUUAAAAGACACUCAAAACUCAACCACAAUUCACCGAUUAGAUUUAAUGUAUUUGUUUAUAGCCAUUUUUAUGCUGGUUCAUUAUUUUUAAGAUAUCCCCUCUCUGUACUAGUUGUAUAUUUAAAGCAGCGAAAAUGAUUUGAAAUUUAAAGAGAGAAAAAAAAACUCCUCUGAUUUUUAUUAUAUGACAUUCACAAAAAAAAGGUGAAUUAAAGCGUUUGUGAUAAAGAGCACGGUAAAUACCGUUUAUCUUAAUGGGAUGUUUUAUAUUAAGACAGGGAGUACAGCAGCAACAACAACAACCAUAAAGCUAAUUAAAUCAUGAAAUUCCGUUUUACACUU
Messenger RNA from Sitodiplosis mosellana (orange wheat blossom midge), 3163 nucleotides. Its product is annotated as transferrin-like. NCBI's taxonomy places the organism in Eukaryota, Metazoa, Arthropoda, Insecta, Diptera, Cecidomyiidae. Gene Ontology annotation, cellular component: recycling endosome; early endosome; plasma membrane. Gene Ontology annotation, biological process: iron ion transport. The transcript is spliced from 8 exons. The record is from RefSeq and is a predicted model, not a curated record. Bases 720 to 2912 code for a protein of 730 amino acids.